Coccidioides immitis RS is the source of this 1105-nucleotide messenger RNA. RefSeq lists its product as uncharacterized. Bases 1 to 363 code for a protein of 120 amino acids. The transcript has a single exon. NCBI's taxonomy places the organism in Eukaryota, Fungi, Ascomycota, Eurotiomycetes, Onygenales, Onygenaceae. The record is from RefSeq and is a predicted model, not a curated record.
AUGACGUACAGGGCCGUCAGCGGAAACGAUUGGGUCAUUACCAAUCUGGGAAUUGAUGCGCAUGAGUGUGCUCGAAAAAUGGAGACAAGGCGCCAGCAAUUCCUGCAGGUGCCUUUUUCUGGCUGGUCACGAGCCUGGUGGGCAGAUCUCGGCUCUUUUUUUUUUUUUUUUUUUUUUUUUUUUUUUUUUUUUUUUGAAAGCCUGACAAUCAUUGUCGACACAUGGGAGGCAGACUUUUCGUGGCGCGACUGUUCCACAAAUCCAAACACUCGCCAGCCGAUCAGGAUCCUGCGCUACCGCAUGGAUCGGCUGACCAUUUGUUGGGACAUCGACGAGCGGACAGAAUUCGGCACAUAUGUAUAGAUCCAAGGUCAGAGAGACGGGACAUAUAAUCCAAUGCUUUCCCACUCAGAUGCCCAAUGUAUGUACUGUAAGCAUGUACUAGUGACUGCACAUACUUAAUCCCAGCCAGAGAUUUGGAAAAAAGAAUCAAGGCAAAGCUGGAAUCGAUUGGCUGCCCGCAGGUUCAAUAACUAUGCCGUGGACAACGUAUUUUCAGGUAUGGCAAUUAGCGUUUCACCAGGAGCUUCGAGGGAGCCUCCGUCCAGUCGACAGACGCAACCAAAAGCCGUUGAAUGUUUCAGUAAUUAUUUUUUGCCGGACUUGCGUGGGGAGGACAAUGCGUACGGUCGUUUUCAAUAUUUGAAACUAGCCUGACGCUUGGCUGGGGGACAACUGAUUGGCCCGAGCACCGUCUCGCGGAAACAUUGCUCUUGCAGAGAACUAUUGCGGACUCCGUACUCCGUAGACAAACUAACAACUCAUCGCGCGCGCUGCCGAAAGUGACCGCGAGGCCGUGCUCCUAUCCACAUAGAAGGUAUGGAAGACACGGAUGACCGAGCAUAGGCGGGAAUCAGCACCAAGUGGCCGCCCAUUUUGGACGAACCGCGGGGGAGAAGACAUGAUGUCGUUUCUGCCCAAUUAAUAUUUUGCCGCAGUCUUAACACAGAAGAUGCCUGUUUCCUGUCGGGACGGAUUGGAAUUGUCGGACAAACAUAUCUCCAGCUAGUUUACCGACCUCCUCCCGCCGGCAGGGGGCCUGGGG